Molecule: messenger RNA, 1601 nt
Organism: Cajanus cajan (pigeon pea)
Lineage: Eukaryota; Viridiplantae; Streptophyta; Magnoliopsida; Fabales; Fabaceae
Product: RING/FYVE/PHD zinc finger superfamily protein
Molecular function (GO): zinc ion binding
Source: RefSeq, a predicted model, not a curated record
UUCCCAAUGGUUAGUUUUGGGAAUUCACCGGUUUCACGGUUCUCUCAUAACUUCCCAAAAUGGUGAUAACGAAAACUUGAAAAUCAAUUCGCUCUAGGCAGUUCGAGAGAGAAGAGGAUGAGUGAGAUUCUUCUUCUUCUCCUCUAAUCUGAAGCUAACAGUGAGGAAUUAGAAUUGAUGAUUUCCCUAAACUCGAUUCACCUUAUGAUUUGACAUUUCUACCCUCCGAUUUUGAAUGGCCGAUCACUCAGACUCUUCUCCCCUGGUUCCUCCCCUUCCCCUCGCUCACCCUUCCGAGAUCGACCUCGAAGCCGGUCCCUCCGAGCAAAUCCAAUGCCGAAUUUGUCUCGAAACUGAUGGUAGAGAUUUCAUAGCUCCUUGUAAGUGCAAAGGUACAUCAAAAUAUGUACAUCGAGAAUGCUUGGAUCAUUGGCGAGCAAUUAAGGAAGGGUUUGCCUUUGCUCACUGUACUACGUGCAAGGCUCCUUAUCAUUUGCGUGUUCAUGUUGCUGCUGAUAGGAAAUGGCGUACACUGAAAUUUCGGUUUUUUGUCACCAGAGACAUUUUGUUUAUUUUCCUGUCUGUCCAACUUGUCAUCUCUUCACUGGCAUAUUUGGUUUAUCUAAUAGAUGGUUACCAGCAGUAUUGGCUCCGUCUUCUCUGGGGUUUUGAUAGUGAACUGAGCUUUUACUACAUAUGUGGAGCUCUAUUGUUUUUCGCAUUGCUUGGCCUUUCUGGGUGCUUCAUUACUUGUUAUGAUCGGAGAGUUCGCAAUGAUUUAGCUCAGCCUUGUAGAGAAUUAUGUCUUUGUUGCUGUCAACCUGGAGUUUGUGCAGACUGUCAUUUGCCAGGCACUCUUUGUAUGUGGACUGAUUGCACCACAUGCUUUGAGAGUUGUGGCACCAUGGCAACUGAAUGCGGUGGUUGUUUGGGAGGUGCUGGUGAAGCAGGGCUACCAUUAUUAUUUAUAAUGGCUUUGAUUGUUUUGGGUCUUUUUACUGUAAUUGGGAUAUUCUACAGUGUAUUGGUGGCUACUAUGGUAGGUCAACGAAUAUGGCAACGACAUUAUCACAUACUUGCAAAAAGGAUGCUAACAAAGGAGUAUGUGGUUGAAGACGUUGAUGGAGAGCUGACUGGAUCUGAUUGGUCACCCCCAUCUCUCCCACCUGAGCAUGUUCAGCAGUUGAAAACAUUGGGCCUACUAUGAGUUUGAAAGAUUCAUCAGUCAUCUACUUGAUGACAAGAAUGACAGUAGAGUUACAUUGGCCCUCCCUGCGUUUUGGUAAGCUGGUCCAUUUCAUGAAGACCUGCAGUUAAUUGAAAAUUGUGUAAUAACUGCUGAAUUCAAUUUGGCUGGAGUUGUACACUUUUGCUGAACCGCUGAUAUGUGGAAUUUGUGAAUGUCUGACCCGUCUACUUGUGUAAAGAAAAUGGAAGAGGAUUCUUUUAAUGUCAAUAAUAGGUUACAGGUACAUCGCCAUUUCUUUUCCUUGAUAUGAUGCUGCUUGGCUAGUCAUGUUUUAUUCGUUGCUUUUCGCAGUUUUGAGUUUUGAUUUGGAUACUUUACUUAUCAAAGAUUUCCAGCAGUAGAAUUUUAUUUU